This is a messenger RNA of Candida tropicalis MYA-3404, 1740 nucleotides long. It is a transcript of the gene GAP6, whose product is annotated as Gap6p. The transcript has a single exon. Gene Ontology annotation, biological process: amino acid transmembrane transport. The coding region runs from base 1 to 1740 and encodes 579 amino acids. The record is from RefSeq and is a predicted model, not a curated record. Gene Ontology annotation, molecular function: amino acid transmembrane transporter activity. Gene Ontology annotation, cellular component: membrane. NCBI's taxonomy places the organism in Eukaryota, Fungi, Ascomycota, Pichiomycetes, Serinales, Debaryomycetaceae.
AUGAGUAAUAAGAGUUCAAUUGAAGUAUCAAGAGAGACAAAGUCCUCAUCCCAAGUAUUCACAAGUUCAACCACAUCUGAAGUAACGCAACAACAACAACAAAGAACAGGAGUAUGGAAUAAUUUUAUUGAUUCAUUUAAACCACCAGUACAUAAAACACAUGAUUUAGAAUCUAGUAGUAAAUUAGAAGGAGAAGAAGAAAAUGGACAUUUACAACAAACUUUAAGUAAACGUCAAUUACAAAUGAUUGCAUUAGGUGGAUGUGUUGGUUCUGGUUUAUUAGUUGCAUCAGGUUUAGCAUUACAAAAUGGUCCAGCAAGUGUUUUAGUUGCAUGGUUUGUUGUUUCAACAUUUUUAUAUUGUACAAUGCAAUGUCUUGCAGAAAUGUCUUCAGUUUAUCCAGUUUCUGGUUCAUUUGCAGUUUAUUCUAUUCAAUUUAUUGAUCGUAGUUGGGGUGUUGCCAUGGGUUAUAAUUAUGCUAUGUUUUGGGUUAUUGUCAUGCCUUUAGAAUUGGUUGCAAGUUCAAUGACUAUUAAAUUUUGGCCUUCGGAUAUUAAUACUGCCGUUUGGGUUGCGGUUUUUUAUGUUUUAAUUAUUGGUUCAAAUUUAUUUGGUGGUACUAGAGCAUUUGGUGAAACUGAAUUUGUUGCUUCAAUCAUUAAAUUAUUGGGUAUUGUUGGGUUUAAUAUUUUAGCUAUUGUUUUAAUUUGUGGUGGUGGUGAUCAAGGUUAUAUUGGUGGUAAGAAUUGGACUUCAUCAACUGUUUUUGUCACUGGAUUUAAAGGUUUUAUUAAUUGUCUUUUAACUGCUACUUAUUCUCUUGCAGGUACCGAACUUAUUGGUAUGGCUUCUGGUGAAGCUGCAAAUGCUCGUAAAACUUUACCAAAAGCUAUUAAACAAGUUUUAUGGAGAAUUUUAAUUUUCUAUUUGUUGACUUUAACUUUGGUUGGUUUCUUGGUUUCUGCAAAUGAUCCAGAAUUGGCUGGUAAUGGUAAUGGUGCUUCUGCAUCUCCAUUUGUCAUUGCUAUUAGACAAGGUGGUAUUAAAGGAUUACCAUCUGUUUUCAAUGUUGUUGUUCUUGUUGCCCUUUUAGCCAUUGCCAAUUCUGCCGUUUAUGGAUUUUCUAGAACCAUUUUGGGUUUGGCUGAACAAGGUGUUGCUCCAUCUUGGUUUAAAUAUGUUGAUAGAAGAGGUAGACCAACUGUUGGUAUUGCAUUUGCAGCUUUUAUUGGUUUAUUGGCAUUUGUAUCUGCUUCAUCAAAACAAGAUGAAGUUUUUGCUUGGUUGGUUGCUUUAUCUGGUUUAUCUACAUUUUUCACAUGGGGUAGUAUUAAUGGAGCUUAUAUUAGAUAUAGAAGAGCCAUGUACGUUCAAGGAAGAUCAUUGGAUGAAAUUCCAUAUAAAGCAAAUACUGGUGUUUGGGGUGCUUAUUAUGGUUUAAUUAUGAAUAUUGUUGUUUUAGGUUUACAAUUUUGGCUUGCUUUAUUCCCUAUUGGUGAAAAACCAGAUGCUACAUAUUUUUUCAAAACUUAUUUAGCUGCUGUUAUUGUUUUAGCAACUUAUCUUGUUCAUAAAGUAUGGACCAGAAAUUGGAUCUUUUUGAUUACUGCUAAAGAUAUUGAUCUUGAUACUGGUAGAAGAGAUUUGGAUGUUGAACUUCUUAGACAAGAACUUGAAGAAGAAAAAGAAUUGUUGAGAUCAAAACCAUGGUAUAUCAAAAUGUACCGUUUCUGGUGUUGA